AUGGCGAAGCAGCCGGACUUUGCGCAGAAGCCGCCGGAUGACCUCCCCGCUCGCAAGGACAGGAUGGACUUGCCCCAGGGCACACGGCGGCUUGACCUUGACCCAAGGCCCACCGGUAAGCUCCAUGCGCGCCGCCGUGUCGUGUUCGUGGCCUUUCACUUCGUCCUCUACUGAAAAUCCUUGUCAAAUCCGAGAACACUGAGUGAGAUCGCUCUUUCAGUUCACUCCGAUAAUUACUUCCCUUGGGCAUUUCAGCCGAUUUCAACCUUUCAUUCCAUAAGAUUUGGAGCACCGGAAUCUACUUCAUCACCACACGUCUGUCUCCUGAUCAGUCUACUCAUGCAUGGACACCCCUCCCCCCUUUUCUCUCUCUCUCUCUCUCUCUCUCUCUCUCUCUCUAAUGCAUGGAUGCAAUUACACGUAGAUCGUACCUCAUAGGAAUUUGACCUAGAAACGAUUCUGCGUACUUCCACCAGGCUUUUUAGGGUAGGCAGGCCUGGGUCGUCAAACCCGUCUAGUUUGAGUGGAAAGCUCAACCUUCGUCAUCGGUUUUCUGGUAGCCACUGACGAGUGUGAUUGACAUGAUAGGCGAAGACCAUCAUUAGAUUUCAAUAAUCCUCACUCGAACCCGUACUCCGUUCAUCGAGAAAAAAAAUCUAUCAAAGACCCAUCAGCGGUUCAACAACAACAACAAAAAAAAAAAAAAAAAAAAAUCAGCUUGGCUCCACAGUUCUUCGUUGGAAGCAUAGACCAAUUCGAAUAACAGAGAUUAGUCUACAGAUUACCUUAUGCUCGAGCCUCAUGUUCUCGUAUACCUCUCAUAUUCAGAAAAGCACGACGGCUCAAGAUGGCCAUUGAGGGGCUCAGGAGAAACAGCCGGCAAGAAGAUGGUGAGCAUCUUCCAUAGAUCCAAGCAAACCCCAGAAACCCGCAGGUGUUUUCAUUACUUCGUCAUACUAUUUCCAUACUGCAGAGGAGCGGGCCGGAGCAGACGCACGGAACAGUCGUUGCCGGAGGUUCAUGGAGGAAGAUAUACGAACUGGGACACACGGGAAGCUUCAAUCAUGGAGGAAGAUAUAUGAACUGGGAAGCUCACAGGAAGCCCUCGGCCAGCGGGUUUCUUCUGCACCCGUCGUCAAUAAGCUCCGGAGGAAAAGAAGAAGACAGGAACCAAGCUUCAGCAACCCCACACGCUUCUCGGUUGCAAAUGGAAGAGAUCUCGAGGGGGGCCGAGAAGAUCAGAAGGAUUCUCAGGGCCUACUACAGGGAGUAUGAAUCAGACCGGGGUUCGGUGGACAUUGGGAGGGACCUCUUGAGAGGAGUAAUCGACUUGAAAGAGUCCUUGAGCAGGUUACAAAGACUGCAAGGGGCCACGGAUUCUAUGGCGAAGAAACCACAGAGAGAGGGGGCAGCAUUGCUCAAGGAAAAAGAAGACGACGAACGGUCAAAGAAACAUAAGACACUGAAAAACAGAACAUUAUCAUUUCAUGGUGUGCCAAAAUAUCCUCUAGAAGGAGACAGAGGGCUGCAGAGGCAAACGGCCGUCAAGCCAAACUCAGGCGAGUAUGUCGAUGAUUCAGUGAAGAUCGGCUCCCACAGGAGGUCUAUGAGUUGCGCUCCGAGCUUCAGACUUGAAACCACCGUCUUGGCUUCUAGAAAUGAACCCAACAAGGAGAGAGUUCACAAGUCCUCUGAUUCGAAAUCACCCAUGGAAGCUGUAAGCAAGAAUAACGCCCCCAUCCGUGACACCCAAAGGGUUCCUUCCCAGGUAAGUUAUGGAGACGAAAAGAAGAUGAUUCCAAAUGUUAUUGCGAGGUUGAUGGGACUCGAAGAUCUUCUUCCCACAUUCAUAACAGAAUCAAAGAACAGAGGAGGCAAGGAGGUUACUCAUUCUGGGCAAGAGGCAAGAACAAGUAAGAAUUUGAGACCAAGUAUGGAAGGAAACGAAGAGAGAACUCAUAUGGAAACAUUAGCAGAAGAAAGCGCCCUGAGAAAGGGAGUGCGGACAAGAGUUCUGCCAGAGAAGGAACUAGUAGCAAUCCGGAUCAUAAGAAGCUCGGAAGGUCUGAAUUCUGGAACCACAAGUUCAGAACCAAAAGCAGAUGGAAAUGCAAGCACAUUGACCGAGGUAGGGCUAGUUUUCGAGGAUUUACAAGAUCCGCCUUUGGUAUAUAACUUGCAUGCGACCAAGUCCAAUCAAUACAGGAAUCCACACAGUGAAACUAGAGAUCUAGAGUUUUGUAGAGGACAUCAAGACGUUCUGAAUGGCAAAAGAAGAUUUACAGUGCAAGGCUGUCAUUUAAACGACAUAGAUGACGAAAAAACACUGCAGCUAGAAACAAAAAGUGCUCAAGUCAAAACGAACAGCCCAAGGUCCAUUCGUGAAACAAGAAAUGAAAGAUUGGUACCAAAGAGUAACGGGUUUGCAGUCGACAAGAGAUCAACAAGUGCAAUUGAUAAGAUGCACGUAAAAAAUUCAUUCAAGAGCAGGAACCAAGAAAAGAUGACUAUUAGUUGUACACGAAACAUUGGCUAUCAAGUUUUAAAAAAAGCAGCAAAGGAAACGCUAGAAUUAGGAAAACUCUCGAGGACAGGUUCGUCAAAAUCAAAUAAAGAAAAUACCAAGCUCUUGGUUCCAUCAGGAAACUCUCUCCCAUCCAGAAAAAUAAAGCAGAAUGCAGGUGCAGUGUCACUACCUCAAGGAGGAAAUGUAGGGAAGAGGUUGACAGAGGCCGACGGAUUUCAAUCCCGUACUGCCAAGAACCCCCCAUCAGAGAAGCAGACGCAUAUUUCACAAGAAAUGUCGCAGGAGAAAGAAGGUAAUGUUAGAAGAGAAGAGAUUAUAAGCCUUAAUCUACCGAAUCUGGAGAAACAAUUGCAGAAGAAAGCUCAAUCCACUGCUUGUGACAUGCUAGACCUGAGCCCAAGCCAUUGCAUGAUGACACAAAGGAAAUAUGGAGAAAAACUUUCAUACGCUAAUGUAAGUUCGAUCUUCUGAUAUAAACUUGCUUUCAUCAAACGUUAGACAUAGUAAAUUUAGAACACUUGCUUUUGCGUAGUCUACUCAAUCAGCCUAGGACAAGGAAAUAAAACGUAAUCAUAAGGGAUCGUGACCAAAAAUCCCAAGUUCCCCAUUCCACAGAUAAACACCUCUAAACUAUGUCUCCCAUAUACAGUUCAACAGGCAACUGUUGAAAAUUUAAACAGUUACACACAUGAUUGUAAAUGGUUUGUCUUCUACGAUGAUGCAGAUCAACAAGAAUAUGAGAGACAAAGUUCCAGAAAAGCAACCCUCAGAACUUUCCGUCAGAGUGGAUCAAGAGCUACAUCCCCUACACACCAUCACUAACUCGGUCUCAGGUAAUCCAAUGAUAGUUUCAAAUAUAGUUAAAACAACCCACCUGUGCUGUCUGAGGCAGCUUAUACAAUUCAAUACAUUGUUGGAAGCUCUGAUGGGCAUUGUCUAUAACAAGCCCAGGAGACAACCAGAAAACUUGUAGCCUUGCACCUAUCCAGCUAGCCCACUUGCCUCCUUGUAAGGGGUCAUCCUGGGAGGGUUUCUACUAUUAGAAAAAGGCAUAAAACUAGUAUCCCAUGCCUGCAUAUUAAAUUACCAUCUAAAAGAAACGUACAUGAAGAGAAACCGAUUAACCAAUAAUUUUUCUGAAUUACAGGAUCAACAAAAAUCAUGCAAUGCAUUAA
Molecule: messenger RNA, 3702 nt
Organism: Spirodela intermedia
Lineage: Eukaryota; Viridiplantae; Streptophyta; Magnoliopsida; Alismatales; Araceae
Source: the annotation of a GenBank genome assembly